Molecule: messenger RNA, 393 nt
Organism: Durusdinium trenchii
Lineage: Eukaryota; Dinophyceae; Suessiales; Symbiodiniaceae
Source: the annotation of a GenBank genome assembly
AUGUGUACAGAAUUAGUGGUUUCUUUGACGUUUCUUUUUUACCCUUGCGGUUGGGUUUUGGCUGUGAACUCCUUAGUAUAUCGAGAAUUUUUGGUCUGUCUUGCAGGGAGCUUGGAUGGAGAUCGAGAGAUGCAUCGGAUCCCUCAUGCGGAGCUCCUCUAUGCGAAGCCCACAGACAGAGAAAUAGGACAAGCACGAGCGAGAGCUCAUCGCAGCUGUAGGCAAAGCCUCGGAACAUGGAAGGCUGGUCCCAGUGGCAUGACUGGGCAGCCAUGCCGGCAGGCUGGCAGUGAUGAAACGCUGUUCAAGGCAAGACCUUUUGAACUUUUGACUGUGCCAGAGCAACUCAUGCUUGAUUCAGUGACCACAUCCCCACACCGUUUCCAUUUGUAG